Molecule: messenger RNA, 1840 nt
Organism: Vitis vinifera (wine grape)
Lineage: Eukaryota; Viridiplantae; Streptophyta; Magnoliopsida; Vitales; Vitaceae
Product: guanine nucleotide-binding protein subunit gamma 3
Exons: 5
Coding region: 820-1761 (313 amino acids)
Source: RefSeq, a predicted model, not a curated record
AUGGGAAGGGUGAUUAGAAUUUAGAAAAAAUUUCUCUCUCCUACGCAGCGGUCACGUGCGGUCUGAGGUACGGCGUCGAGCUUUUCGCUCCUUCUCUGCAGCCACGAUGCGACACAGACAGAAAACGCAGAGAGAAAGAUAGAAAGAGGGAAAAAAAAAUAAGGGAGAGAUCGAGUUUUUGAAUCUCAAAUUUGAAGAAACCUCCCCAAACGUGCUCAUGGUUUCGUACUACCACCACCUCCAACUCCAACAACACCUGCAGGCUUUUCCACGGCCGUCUUCAUCAUCACUCUUCCCUCUAUUAUUAUUAUUAUUUCUCUCUGAACUCCAGUCUCCACUCCACCGACGCGCUCUCUCAAUAAUGACUCCAUUAUUGCUAUGCAUUAGCUUUCAAAUCUUGCAUUAUUUCUUAAUUAAAUAAAUGAUUCAUUCAUUUCAUUCAUUCACUCUCCACCACGCAGCACUGUUUUCUCAGCUCUGCUCCCACUGCUACUGCAACUACUGCUCUGCUGCUACUGUCACAAAACUUUUCUUCUGGCUCGCAAUUAUCCCCCACAAAGUCAGAAACCCUAUUUUCUUUUUUAUCUUCUUUUUUGGGAUUUCGCAUUCAUACCUAACCAUUUUUUACUCCGUUUAUUUCUUCUCACCUACUCAUUAUUGCUACUGCCACUCCCACUAUUACUAAUUUACUAUUCACCGCUAUUGGAGGAGUUUUAGUGCUUUCUUCUGCUACUACCACUGUCACUGCUUCUACUUCUUCUGCUUUGUUGUGUGAAAGUUCGUCGCUGUUGCCGGCGGCUUGGGGGAGGGGGAGAAGUGAUGGCCGGUUCUUCAUCGAUGCCGUCGCUGCCGCCGCCGUGUCCGAAGUCGCCGCCGGAUUAUCCGGAUUUGUACGGGAAGCGCCGUGGGGCGGCCAAGGUUCAGAUGCUUGAAAGAGAGAUUGGCUUCCUCGAGGAGGAAUUAAAAUCCAUUGAAGGCCUUCAACAUGCUUCUAGAUGCUGUAAAGAGGUUGUUGACUUUGUGGUGGCAAACUCGGAUCCUAUAAUUCCCACAAAUUCAAAGAGCCGCAAGUCUUGUCGUUUCUGGAAGUGGCUCUGUGGAUGGUCCUGUUUCAAUUUCUCAUGGAUAUGCUGUUGUCCCCGGUGCUCUCUCCAUCUAGAAAUGCCAGACUGCUGCGACUGCAAUUGCAAUCCAUGUAACUGCUGCGACUGCAAUUGCAAUCCUUGUAACUGCUGCGACUGCAAUCUAUGUAACUGCUGCGACUGCAAUUUAUGUAACUGCUGUUCAUGUUUCAGUCGUUGUUGUUCAUCUAUCGGCUGUUCCUGUUUCAGCUGUUGUUCAUCUAUCAGCCGUGCUUGUUUCAGCUGUUGUUCAUCUAUCAGCCGUGCUUGUUUCAGCUGUUGUUCAUCUAUCAGCCGUUCUUGUUUCAGCUGUUCAUGUCUCAGCUGUCCAUGUUUCAGUCGUAAAUGCUUCAGCUGUUCAUGUUUCAGCUCUUCAUGUUUUGGCUGUUUACGACCCAAAUGGCGCUGUUGCCGUUGUUCACUACCAAAAUGUCGGUGUUGCUCUUGGCCUCGUUUUAACUGCUUUAACUGCUUUAAAAAGAUGUCAUGCAGUAGACAUUGUUGCAUUCUUCAAUGUCCUUCAUGCCCAGAUUGUUCUUGCAGCUGCUGGAGAUGCUGCUCUUGUCCUAAAUGUCCAAAGGUACGCCUUUGUCCUAGUUGUAAAAAACCCAGUUGCAACCCUUGCUGCUUAUGUUACUAGAAUUUUUCCGCAAUUCCAUAUGGAUGCAUUGUUCUUCAACAUGCAAUUAUUUUUACUGCAGUUCAGUUUUUUUUUGAGA